Molecule: messenger RNA, 1218 nt
Organism: Lichtheimia ornata
Lineage: Eukaryota; Fungi; Mucoromycota; Mucoromycetes; Mucorales; Lichtheimiaceae
Exons: 1
Coding region: 1-1218 (405 amino acids)
Biological process (GO): protein phosphorylation
Molecular function (GO): ATP binding; protein kinase activity
Source: RefSeq, a predicted model, not a curated record
AUGACCAAUAGUAUCGAGCAACAACAAGAACAACACGAUUACUGGACCGAUCUGGCGAGCAUCAUGCUCGAUCGCGUGAUUGGCAACCAGUACCAGCUUCUCGAAGAAUUAGGCCGAGGUUCCUAUGGCGCCCUUUAUCUUGGCCAAUCAGUGGACAAUGGCGAAUACGUUGCUGUCAAAGUACUUGCCAAGAACGGUCUCGACCACCAACAACUCCAACUUCAACAACUUGAAGCCGACAUCCAAUCCGAACUCAAGCAUCCUCAUAUUUUGGCGUUACAGCGUGUGAUUCAAGAGGAGCAAUACACUUACAUGGUGAUGGAGUUGUGUGACCAAGGCGAUCUCUUUGAUUUCGUGGUACGACAACAAGGCCCUAUGGAUGAAUCUCUUGUCAAGAGCAUGUUUAUUCAAAUCCUGGAUGCUGUUGAGUACAUGCACAGCAAGAACGUGUUCCAUCGUGACAUCAAGCUCGAGAACAUUCUCCUCAAAUCGGAUGCUCUUACUUGCAAAGUAGCUGAUUUUGGAUUGGCUACACGCGAACGUCUUUCCAUGGAAUAUGGUUGUGGAUCCAGCACCUACCUUGCACCUGAACACUUUGCUGAUGGUGACGACAAGGAGAACGAGGAUGAUGUCCCUUAUGAUGCAGCCUUGUCCGAUGUAUGGAGUUUGGGUAUUCUUUUACUCGCCUUGUUGUAUGGUCGUAACCCUUGGCAGGAGGCCACCUCCAUGGAUCACGCUUUCCUUGCUUUCAAGCGUAACCCUGCCAUGCUCAAGGAUCAACUCUUCCCAACCUUGUCCAUGCCAUGCCUUCAUCUUUUGCAAUCCACUCUUUCUAUUCAUCCUCAAGACCGUUUCUCUGUCUCUGAGCUCAAGCAUCAAUUCAUGAACAUCAAGCAUCUCACAACCACCUCCAUGGAUAGCACUGUGGAUGAUAACCAACUUCGCUCCGCUGUCGACAUUCCCGCUGUUUGUCACAAGCCUUCCAAUCGUGCAAGCUUCGAUUCCGCUAUCUUCAGUGCUACUACUAUGCCCACUGGUUCUUGGUCUGAUAUGGUGGAAGAAGAUGAAUUAUGGGCUGAACAACACCAUGACGACGAUGCAAGUAUGGCUUCCUCUCACUCUCACGCCUCUUCUUCUGCUCAUGCCUAUGAUGAUGACGACGAAGACGACACCGACAUGUUUGUACACCAACACGAAAAGGAGUCGUGGUGGAUAUGA